Tetranychus urticae (two-spotted spider mite) is the source of this 1483-nucleotide messenger RNA. NCBI's taxonomy places the organism in Eukaryota, Metazoa, Arthropoda, Arachnida, Trombidiformes, Tetranychidae. The record is from RefSeq and is a predicted model, not a curated record.
UUUACUGUAUUUGUAAAAAUGUAGUUAAAACUCGACGAGAAUAUUUGUUUUUUGACUGCUUUCAUCCUAUUAUUUAAUUUGUUGUUUCUUUUUGUGAAAUUUAUAUUAUUUUUGUUUCAUAAUUUUUAACUAGUGAAUCAAAUUGUACAGUAUUGGUCUAAAGUGAAGUGAUCGUACUUUUUUAAUAAUGAUGAACCGAGGCUCAAUAAAGAGACCUUUAAGUGAUUCCAGCAACUCUCACGAACCUCCAGCAAAAUUGAAGUCAGUUGUCAGAGAUGAUGAUGACGUUGGACCAAAAAAUAUUCAAGUUUACAUCCGAGUUAGACCAGAAAGUGCGAAAGAAUUAAAUUCCAGAAAGGUUGUCGCCCUUGUUGAUGAUCAAAGUUUGAUAUUUGAUCCUCCAAAUGAUCCAUACCAAAGUAAAAAGUAUAAAGAAAUUGGUAAGAAAUCUAGCAAAGAUUUGGUCUUCUCUUUUGAUGGAGUUUUUGAUGAACACACAACAAACAUUCAAAUCUAUGAAAGAGCAGUUAAAAGCUUUGUCCAGUCUUUGUUGGAUGGUUUCAACUGUACCAUUUUUGCGUAUGGACCUACAGGUUCUGGUAAGACUUACACCAUGUUAGGAUAUAAUGGAGAACCUGGUGUUAUGUUUUAUACCGCUAUGGAAUUAUUUCACAUCAUUGAAACAAAGCCAUCAGAAGAGAAGUUUGAAGUUAGUGCUUCUUACUUUGAAAUUUACAAUGAAAAAAUUUAUGAUUUGCUCACACCAAGCUCACAAACUCUCAAAGUUGUUGAUAACAUGGAAGGUGGUGUUAACAUCCUCGGAUUAACAGUGAAGUCAGUUAGAAACGCUGAUGAAAUGAUCGAAACACUGGAAACUGGUAAUCAUUACAGAGCUCAACAAGCGACAGACGCAAAUCAAACUUCAUCCAGAAGCCAUGUUGUGUUUCAGUUAUUCUUACGCAAAAAGAAGUGUUCUAAAGGCAACAAAAUGAUUCAACAAGAAACAAAAAUGUGUUUAGUGGAUCUGGCAGGAUCAGAAAGGGCCUCAAUUGCCUACAAAGAGAAACGCUCUAAGGUUCUGCAUCGUGAAGGUGGAAACAUCAACAAAUCUUUAUUAGCAUUGGGAAAUUGUAUUAAUGCAUUGGCUGAAAAAUGUCGUAAAGGUCGUAAACUUCACAUCCCUUAUCGUAGCUCAGUGCUAACUAGGAUCCUGAGUGACUCUCUUGGUGGAAAUUGUCGCACUGCUAUGAUAGCCACUGUGAGUCCAUCAUCACUCUCAUAUGAUGAUACUCAAAAUACAUUGACAUAUGCCAAUAGAGCAAAGGGAAUCAAUUUGGCAUUGAAACGACGAAGUUUUUUAGUUGGUGAACAAUCAUUGGCAAUGGAGACACUUCGACAAGAAAAUAUUGCCUUAGCCGAGAAAAAUAUUAUGUUGGAAAAUGAAGUCCUCAGAUUAAAACGGAUGCUAGCAAAUCCCAUUUUC